AUGAUUGGAGAUAUCGCUAAAGAGCAAGCUUCCGCUCAGCGAGGGCGAGGAAGAGGAGGCGGUCCUGGAGGUUUCCAUGCACAGCCAUCUCAUCAGCAGUAUCAACAGAAUCGUCAGCAACCCUAUCAACAGAAUUACCAGCAGCCCUUCCAGCAACCUUUCCAACAGCCGUUCCAGCAACCCUAUCAACAACAGUAUGUCUCGCGUGAGCAAAUGGUCAGCCGAGAGUAUCGUCGGAUAUCAGGACGGCUCGCGGAGGUGGCUACAGAAGAGGGUGGCGCGGUGGUGGUCUUAUGGUGGUGGAGGACGGUAUGA
Cooperia oncophora is the source of this 315-nucleotide messenger RNA. The record is from the annotation of a GenBank genome assembly. Lineage: Eukaryota; Metazoa; Nematoda; Chromadorea; Rhabditida; Trichostrongylidae.